ACGUAUCUCGUAACCGCUUCGUUCCCGAGCAGAGCAGUGGCAACCAGAGAGCAGUCAGUUAAACCCAUCUAAUUUUGACGUAUCUUUAAUCUCAAAUAAAAACAUGUCGAAGUACAGAAUUGUCAUGAUUCGCCAUGGCGAGAGUGAAUGGAAUCAGUUGAAUCUGUUUUGCGGAUGGUUCGACGCGGGUUUGUCAGAAAAAGGGAAGAGCGAAGCUCUUUCCGCAGGGAAAGCUCUCAAAGAGGCUGGCUACACCUUCGACGUAGCUCACACAUCAGCUUUGACUCGAGCUCAAGUCACUUUGGGAACUAUUCUUAAAGAGAUUGGCCAAGAGAAUAUACCAAUCAACAAAACCUGGCGGCUUAACGAGCGUCACUAUGGUGGUCUCACAGGAAUGAACAAAGCUGAAACUGCUGCCAAGUAUGGCGAAGAGCAAGUACAAAUUUGGAGAAGAUCGUUUGACACUCCUCCACCACCCAUGGAACCUGGACAUAAAUAUUAUGAUACGAUUGUCAAAGAUCCUCGUUACGCUGCUGAACCCAAACCUGAAGAAUUCCCCAUGUUCGAGUCUCUCAAACUCACCAUUGAGAGAACUUUGCCCUAUUGGAACAAUGUCAUCAUUCCACAAUUGAAAGAGGGUAAAAAAAUUAUCAUCGCCGCUCACGGAAACAGCUUGCGAGGAAUUGUCAAGCAUCUUGACCAACUGAGCAACGACCAAAUCAUGGGUUUGAAUCUACCAACGGGAAUCCCGUUUGUAUAUGAGUUGGACGAAAACUUCAAGCCCGUUGUGUCGAUGAAGUUUUUGGGUGACGAGGAAACUGUAAAGGCAGCAAUUGCGGCAGUGGCUGCGCAGGGAAAAGCCAAAUAAAGUGUAACUUGAACGAGAACUAAGAAAAAGAAUUGCAUCAAUCCUUCGUUUAUUCCGUUUGUACACUCGAAUACCACGAAAAAACGUUUUUAGGUGUAUUAAAAAAAUAUUAACAGUACAAUCGUAGUGCGAAACGUUUUCAGAAUGGGAUUUAAAAAAACAGACGAUGGUACACUCAUAAUAUAUUUAUUCCUCUGUUAACUGGAACUUUUCUCCAUGUAAUGCAAGUUCACCGCAAGAGAAAUGGAUAAUUAGAAGUGUAUGUAAAGCGCACACAAGUGUUCAUUGAUCAAAAACAAAAAUUAUUCUUGCAGAAUCUGUUAUUAUCCAUUUACAUGGAACAGAACGUCAAGCUACUGGAAUGAUAGUUCUGGCGAAGACAAAAAGCGCCUAUCCAUGAAUAUCUGUACAAAACGAGAGUUAAUAAAAGUUGAAACAUUGCGUGCUAUUUA
Molecule: messenger RNA, 1320 nt
Organism: Venturia canescens
Lineage: Eukaryota; Metazoa; Arthropoda; Insecta; Hymenoptera; Ichneumonidae
Gene: Pglym78
Product: phosphoglycerate mutase 2
Exons: 3
Coding region: 104-868 (254 amino acids)
Biological process (GO): glycolytic process
Molecular function (GO): intramolecular phosphotransferase activity
Source: RefSeq, a predicted model, not a curated record